AUGCAACUGACGCCAGGGACAGCCGAGGACCAGAACCAGAACCAAAACCAGAACCCUCUGGUCUACCUCCACGCCGAACUCCUCCCGCAUAUCCGUCACAUAACCCUCUAUGUCUCUGUUCCUGCUGCGGAAAAUGACGCCGCCCAAUCGCAAGACUCCUCACGCACACCAGUGAGGGAAACCACGGGAGAUGUGCAACUCACACUCUCCGAGUCCCGCCGCGCCGUAUCGGUGUCCGUCACACAGCCUAACUCGACACAACCACAGGAGGAGAAUACAAUGGAAACGAUGAAACUCCCCGCGCGGGUCACGGAGGGCGCACGAUAUGUGCUCCGCGCACCGCAGUGGCAGCACACCCCUGAGGGGCGGCGGGAGUCGUCGUUUCGGAUGCAGGUUGACGCUGAUAAUGGGAAGGGACUGUUGGCGGGAAGCGGGGAAAAGGAGGAGGAGGAGGAGCCGGUGGGCGGGUUUGUGCCGUGGAGGGCGCCGGACAUGCGGCCGGGGACGCGGGUGAGGUGUCGUGGGUGUGAGGGGGUGGUUCUGGAUCCGCAGCAGCCUUCACGAUCGGAGGGGUGGGUGUGGAAGGAUCUGCCGAGUGGGAAUUGGGCGGAGAUGAUGGAUUUUUGGCAUUGUCAUAAGCCGGAUCCUGAGGUUGGUCAUGGUCAUGGAGAUGGGGAAGGUCGACCGGAUGAUCCGAAUGCAACGGUCAAAGGGUAUGGGGCUGCGAAUCAGGUCGUGGCUACCGUGGGCACGAUCCUGGUGGAUGUCGCGACGUUUCUGGUGGCGGCGGAGGAUUGUUUGGGGGUGAAGAAGGUAAGAAUCUCUGUUUCUUUGAUUGUGGACCCGGACUCAGAUGAUAUCCACUGUUGCAACUGUAAUACAUUACUCGGCCAGGUCGACCCUGUAGCCAAAGGCUGGAGACUCUUCAAGACCGCUCUCUCGGCCACGACGAAUACCGGUACCGAGCAAUCAGAGUGGGAAACCCACCCCAUCGAGGUCAUCAUCGCCGCCCAACUCCUGGAGCUCGUUGAACGAGAAAGCGCCCGCCGCUUCGUCGUGCACUGGGGGCACAGCAGUGGCUUGUUGAUCUGGGUCUUCAACCCCGACAUGCGGUAUUCCAACUCAAGCGCCCACCACAGCAUCGCCGCCCAGCGAGCGAUGAAGGUGUUCUUCCAGCGUCUCCACAACGUGGAGCAGAUGCUACACCCGGAGGUCGGAAAGCCAUCGAGCACGCUGGCCUUGGAGGAGGUGCAGCUGCCGGAGGAGACGUAUCGGGCUUUCGAGGAGGUGCUGGACGCGCGGAAUGCGAUGCUGCCGGUGUCGGCGAGGGUGUUUAGGGAGUGGAGGGUGGGGAUCUUGCAUCGGUUGCACCGACGUUGA
Aspergillus japonicus CBS 114.51 is the source of this 1380-nucleotide messenger RNA. RefSeq names its product HECT-type E3 ubiquitin transferase. Bases 1 to 1380 code for a protein of 459 amino acids. The record is from RefSeq and is a predicted model, not a curated record. Gene Ontology annotation, cellular component: cytosol; nucleus; ubiquitin ligase complex. Gene Ontology annotation, molecular function: ubiquitin conjugating enzyme binding; ubiquitin protein ligase activity; cyclin binding. NCBI's taxonomy places the organism in Eukaryota, Fungi, Ascomycota, Eurotiomycetes, Eurotiales, Aspergillaceae. The transcript has 5 exons. Gene Ontology annotation, biological process: proteasome-mediated ubiquitin-dependent protein catabolic process; protein polyubiquitination; protein autoubiquitination.